Molecule: messenger RNA, 923 nt
Organism: Thalassophryne amazonica
Lineage: Eukaryota; Metazoa; Chordata; Actinopteri; Batrachoidiformes; Batrachoididae
Product: histone H3.3A-like
Exons: 3
Coding region: 1-501 (166 amino acids)
Cellular component (GO): nucleosome
Molecular function (GO): structural constituent of chromatin; DNA binding; protein heterodimerization activity
Source: RefSeq, a predicted model, not a curated record
AUGACCAGAACCGAGCAGACUGCCCAUAAAUCCACCGGAGGAAAAGGUCCGAGGAAGCAGCUGGCUACAAAAGCCACCCGGAAGAGCGCUCCGGCUACCAGCAGUGUGAAGAAGCCUCACCGUUAUAGGCCCGGCAUCAUGGCACUGAUCCAUAUUGCGCAAAUGCAAAAAAGCAAAGACUUGUUUGGAACAUUCCACAGGCUGCCCUUCCAGCGCCUGGUGAGAGAAAUUGCCCAGGACUUUAAGACUGACCUCCGUUUCCAGAGUGCAGCCAUCGGUGCUCUGCAGGAGGCCAGUGAGGCUUAUCUGGUGGGACUGUUUGAGGACACCAACCUGUGUGCCAUCCACGCCAAGCGUGUCACCAUCAUGCCCAAAGAUAUUCAGCUGGCACGCCGUAUUCGUGGCGCGCUUAAAGUGUUUCCACUCCAAUUUAUUAUUGCUGUCCUAUUGUCACUUCUGCACUUGUUCCUUCCUCUAUAUUUAGUCAGUAGUUUGGUUUGAGGUUCUAUAUAUCAUGAUUGUGAUAACUGUAAAAUGUGUGAUCAUGUCCUCUUUGGUGCUACUAGUAGCAGGUUUUGCUUAGAAAUAUCUUGGUAUAUGUUUGAACUACAGAUGCACUCACUUAUAACUAGCUAGCUAGCUCACAGGAAAUCCUUGUUAUGUGCGCAAAUAAGGUGUUUUGUGAGAUAUUGGUGUGUGAUCUGAAACGAGCAUAGGAAAAAGCAUAAAGUUGAGACAUUGUCAUCUUCAGACAUACAGGUUUUUUCUAAAAGAAUUUAGUUGUAAAAUUAGUGAUUUUUGUUUUCUUUCAUAAUAGUAGUGGAUUUCUACUGUUACUGUUAAAUGUAUCAAAAUACAGCAGAUUGGUUCUGGUUAUCAGUUAAAUAUGUCAUCAUGCUAUGACACUGCAUGGUUUGACAGAC